Molecule: messenger RNA, 994 nt
Organism: Galleria mellonella (greater wax moth)
Lineage: Eukaryota; Metazoa; Arthropoda; Insecta; Lepidoptera; Pyralidae
Exons: 2
Coding region: 116-994 (292 amino acids)
Biological process (GO): proteolysis
Molecular function (GO): serine-type endopeptidase activity
Source: RefSeq, a predicted model, not a curated record
AUUCACAGAAAUUGACAAUAUCUACAAUUUAUCGUGUUUCUUCUUUUGGAAUAUACCAAUAUAUAGCGCAUUUUAUUACCCUACAAACAAACAAUGCUCUCUUUAAUAGCUUGCUAUGAUACUUUCAUGGAAUACUUAUUUAUUUGGAAUUAUUUUGGUUAUAAUUACUUUCUAUAGAUCAGAAGGAGUAGUAAGUCGCCAAAAUGAUUGGCUUACUAUAGAAACACUGGCAGAAGUGCAUCCAUACAUUGUGGGAUUAUUAAACAAUACCAAAGAUUAUAUGUGCACAGGCACUAUUAUUGACAAGCAAACUGUUCUCACAUCCGGAAGUUGCAUAAGUAAAAAACUCAAAUACAUCGUAAUGGGAAUGGCCGUAUUAAGAAAAAACAUCAACAAUAAUAAUUUAAUAGAAAUUGCAUCUACAAAAUUACAUGGAGGUUAUGUUUUUGAGUUCAAAUCUUCCCAGUAUAAUAUAACUAGAAUGCACAGUAAUAUAGGUUUAGUAUUAUCCAGUCGUCCGGUACUAAUAUAUUAUUUUGAAGGCCCUAAAAUUGGUAAAUAUUUUGCUUCUGAAUUGAAAAGUGCAACACUUACUGCAGUAGGCUACGGAAAAAUUGAUAAUUCAGAUACAUUAGUGCUGCAAGCUCAAACAUAUCAUCAAAUUCCUUGUACAAAUCCUAAGUGGUACUAUUGCGUCUGUGGAAUUGAAUAUUCUACUAAUAGAAGGAGUAACGAGCAAGAAUUCGGCAAAGGGGCGCCCGUUUUGCGUGAAAGCGAAUUAGCCGCGAUAACGGCAAUCCCAUGUGGAAUUCUAACAUUGAAAUCUAUGGGUGUUAAAUACAAUAUAUUCACUGUCGUUGGACCGUACUUGCCAUGGAUUGAGAAAAUACAAUUAAAUUUCACUAUAGACUCUAGUAAAUCACUCCGCGCUCGUAACAGUGCUGAUGUUAAUAUACGUCCUUGUUCUGAUUUCUAUUACACCGAAGUGUUUUGA